GGUGUACCAAUUGGUGCUUGUUGUUGAGGAUAGCUCAAUGAUGCAGGUGUACCAAUUGUAGCUCCAAAUGGUACUGACAUAUUUUUAUUUCCAUGUGGAUCCUGUACACAAAUAAAAGGAAAAGUAUUUAAGCUGAGGACACAACGAACAAGUCAUUAGUUUUCGUUGAUACACCCAGCAAACACUUCAAACGGAUCAUCAUGUCAGCAAUCGGUUACAGAUGGGUUUCCACCAACACUCGUGAAGCAUUGCCAAGUACAGCAUUACUUGGUGGUAUUGAUGCUGAUGGAUCAAAUAUUUAUGUUGCUCGUGCUUAUCAUGGAGGAGAUUUGUUACCAGCAAAAUAUGUUCCACAUCGUCAUGAAGCUUAUGUUGCAUUUGGAGGUGCUGAACAUCACGUAGAAAGCUUUGAGAUUCUUUGUCACAAAGAAAUCCAUUGGCACCCAGCCAGUGAUGGUGAGGUACCAAGUGAUGCUGUUCCAACAGGAAACACCUCAGAUGGUGAAACUUUGUACACAGGACGUGCUGAACAUAAUGGAACAUUAACAAUUGGAAAAGUACAUCCAAGUCAUGGCGUUUGUUACAUUCCUUUUGAUGGAGAAGAACAUGCACACAAGCAAUACGAAGUUCUCGUAUUUCAUUAAAAUAAUAUAUUUUGUUUCUAAAUUUUAAA
Molecule: messenger RNA, 673 nt
Organism: Aphidius gifuensis
Lineage: Eukaryota; Metazoa; Arthropoda; Insecta; Hymenoptera; Braconidae
Product: natterin-3-like
Exons: 4
Coding region: 201-644 (147 amino acids)
Source: RefSeq, a predicted model, not a curated record